AUGUUUGAAGGGUUCGGUCCAAGUAAGAAACGUAAAACAUUAAAGUUAGCCACAGAGCAGUCUUUAGCGCAACAACCAUGGGUUGAAAAAUACAGGCCCAAGAACUUAGAUGAAGUGACAGCUCAAGAUCAUGCUGUUAAAGUUUUGAAAAAAACUUUAAAAUCAGCUAAUCUCCCACAUAUGCUGUUUUAUGGGCCUCCAGGGACUGGUAAAACGUCUACCAUUCUAGCAUUAACCAAAGAAUUAUAUGGACCAGAAUUGAUGAAAUCGAGAAUCUUGGAACUGAAUGCUUCCGACGAACGUGGUAUUUCUAUUGUAAGAGAAAAAGUGAAAAAUUUUGCAAGGUUGACAGUAUCUAAGCCUAGCAAACAUGAUUUGGAGAACUAUCCAUGUCCACCAUAUAAGAUCAUUAUCCUUGAUGAGGCCGAUUCAAUGACUGCCGAUGCACAAAGUGCACUGCGUAGAACAAUGGAGACUUAUUCGGGUGUAACGAGAUUCUGUUUGAUUUGUAACUAUGUGACAAGAAUUAUCGACCCAUUAGCAUCCCGUUGCUCGAAAUUUAGAUUCAAAGCUCUAGAUUCGAAUAAUGCCAUUGACCGUUUAAGGUAUAUCAGCGAGCAAGAGAACGUUAAAUGCGAUAGUGGUGUUUUGGAAAGAAUCUUGGACAUUUCAGCGGGUGACUUGAGAAGAGGUAUUACGCUAUUACAGUCCGCUUCCAAGAAGGCACAGUAUUUAGGUGAUGGUAAAAAUAUAACUUCGACACAAGUGGAAGAGUUAGCCGGGGUAGUACCUCAUGACGUUUUGAUGAAAAUCACUGAUAAAGUUAGAGGCGGUGAUUUUGAUGAAAUUAAUACAUAUGUGAACACAUUCAUGAAAAACGGUUGGUCAGCUGCUUCCGUAGUAAAUCAACUACACCAAUACUACAUCACCAACGACAGCUUUGAUACGAAUUUCAAGAACCAGAUAUCUUGGUUACUGUUUACUACAGAUUCAAAGUUAAAUAAUGGUACGAAUGAGCAUAUCCAGUUAUUGAAUUUGUUAGUUAAAAUAUCCCAACUCUAA
Molecule: messenger RNA, 1062 nt
Organism: Saccharomyces kudriavzevii IFO 1802
Lineage: Eukaryota; Fungi; Ascomycota; Saccharomycetes; Saccharomycetales; Saccharomycetaceae
Gene: RFC2
Product: replication factor C subunit 2
Exons: 1
Coding region: 1-1062 (353 amino acids)
Biological process (GO): DNA-templated DNA replication; DNA repair
Cellular component (GO): nucleus; DNA replication factor C complex
Molecular function (GO): ATP binding; DNA binding; ATP hydrolysis activity
Source: RefSeq, a predicted model, not a curated record